AUGCCACAAGAGGAAAGGUUGGCACGCUACCAGCAGUUCAAGGACUUUCAGAAAAGAAUUCUUGUGGCAACCAAUCUAUUUGGAAGAGGAAUGGAUAUUGAACGAGUGAACAUUGUUUUCAAUUACGACAUGCCAGAGGAUUCAGACACUUAUCUUCAUCGAGUUGCUCGCGCUGGCCGAUUUGGCACCAAAGGUCUCGCUAUCACAUUCGUCAGUGACGAAAAUGAUGCCAGGGUGUUGAAUGAAGUACAGGAUCGCUUUGACGUAAAUAUCGGAGAACUUCCAGACGAAAUUGAAGUCUCUUCUUACAUUGAAGGACGAUAA
This is a messenger RNA of Soboliphyme baturini, 324 nucleotides long. NCBI's taxonomy places the organism in Eukaryota, Metazoa, Nematoda, Enoplea, Dioctophymatida, Soboliphymatidae. The record is from the annotation of a GenBank genome assembly.